CCUUUCACAAUAUAAAGUAACAACAGCAGAUUCCCAAUCAUCCUCUCCACUCUAUAGGAAACAGCCAUAAUUGCACCCAACAGUAACUUUCACCAUAAAAAGUUAGAACCCUCUAAGCUACCCACUUCAUUGAUUGCUUCAUCUCUUUUCAACUUAAUCUUCCAAUUAUAUAAACCUAUCAAUCUCCAUCAACUUCCCUUCAACCACACUUCCUUUUUCUUCUUCCAACCUUUCAUCAUGAGUACUACUUCUUCCUGCACAAACUCUUCUGUCAAUGGCUUCUACAACUUCCUCACUAAAGGACUCAAUGAGCUUCAUCAAUCCUUCCUCUCCCAUCACUUCAUGUCAAUCCAAUUCAUUUCACAGGUUCUCUCAUCCCUCCAAUCCUUCCACUCCAAGUUAACCAUUUUCAUCCAAAGACUCUGCUUGCCAGUUGGAGGCAAAUGGCUCGAUGAAUACAUGGAUGAAAGCUCAAGGCUUUGGGAUAUCUGUCAUGUUCUCAAAUCAGCCAUUUAUGGUAUAGAGAACUAUUCCUCAACUGCCUCCAAUAUAACCUCCUUAGUCGAUGGCUACCAUCAUUUCACUCCAGAGCUUUCACAUCAGGUGGUCAGGGCCAUAAAUGUUUGUCAAAGGGAGAGUCUAGGAUUGGUGGAGGAAAACAAAAGCAUGAUGGAAACAAGAAUUCAGGCAUUGUCUCAAUGCCUAAAUCAGAACAUGUGUAUGGAAUCAAAGCUAAACGAGUUCAAUGGUUUCCGAGGAGUACUUUGUGCAAUGAGGAGUGUUAGCUCAUUGCUUCUCAUGAUUUUGCUAUGUGGAGUUGCAUAUUGUUGGUCUUCCUCGUGCUUUGAGCAACAAGGGUAUGAAGGGCACAUGGUUUUCGGAUCAGGUUUUGUGGUUUCCAUGGCAAGAUUGCAGCAGAAAGUUGCACAGGAGAUUGAGCACAGUAAUGGGCAGCCAGGGAUUCUGCUGCUUGAAUUUCAACAAGCAAAGAUUGCAAUGGAGGAAUUGAAAAUGGAGUUGGAGAGAAUGGUGGGCUAUGAUGCAGAGUGUGAGAUCCAAUCAAAAGUUGACAACUUGAAACGUUGCUUUGGGUUGUUGAGAUGUGGGGUUGAGACUAUAACAGGGCAACUUGAUGAUUUCUUUGAUGAAAUUGUGGAAGGAAGGAAGAAGCUUUUGGAUAUGUGUAGUCAUAAGUAG
Messenger RNA from Vigna radiata var. radiata (mung bean), 1197 nucleotides. RefSeq lists its product as uncharacterized. NCBI's taxonomy places the organism in Eukaryota, Viridiplantae, Streptophyta, Magnoliopsida, Fabales, Fabaceae. The coding region runs from base 238 to 1197 and encodes 319 amino acids. The record is from RefSeq and is a predicted model, not a curated record. The transcript is spliced from 2 exons.